CCAGUCUAGCAAAGAGGUAUGCAUGUUCUGGUGAGAUUUAUGUAUUCGACAUCUUUAAACGAUUACACUUUCAAACCCCCCAUAUAACUAUAAAAGUAUUUAUAGGUCGUACAAAUGUUGGCGUAUGUUUCCCAUAUGUUAGCACCAAUUUCGUUGAUGAAUAAGUGGUGUACAUUACUGCACUUAUUAGAUGACACUCCAAGUCCAAAAUAGUGUGUCGGGUGAACUUCGCCAUCAAGUAUUAAUCAGCGCUUUAGUAGGAAGUCCAUGCUCCCAAAUGUCAUGCGCAGUACGUAUUCUGCUGCACCUGCAAUGAAACAUAGGAUGUGGAUUUGGGAGAAUGUUGGUGAAGCUGUAUCCAGACGAUGCAGCUAAGCCGAAGCAAACGAAGAUAAGGCUGGCGAAGAUCGAAUUUGGACUUCGAUUACAGCGGCAAAGGUUCACUAAGGCAGUAGUAGCUGAUUUGAGCUUGGAGGUUGUUUCUACUGUGCGUGUCCUCUUCUGUCCAUCACCAUGUCAGCACAGCGGUCAGUCAGGCUGCGUGUCUUUUCCCUCAACUGCUGGGGAAUCCGCUACCUCAGUCGCAGCUGUGCUCAGCGCUAUGAGAUGAUUGCAGAGCUGCUGGACAGGGAGCAGCAUGACAUUGCACUGUUACAGGAGGUGUGGAGUGAGAAAGACUACCUCUUCUUAAAAAGGACACUGGCUACCUCUCAUCCUUUCACCCACUACUUUAGAAGUGGGGUCAUUGGUAGUGGACUGGCAGUGUUUUCUAAGCACAGGAUUCAAGAUGCCCUGCUCUACCGAUAUUCCCUCAAUGGUUAUCCAUAUAUGAUCCACCAUGGGGACUGGUUUGGAGGCAAAGCAGUGGGCCUGGUUAUCUUGAGUGUCUGCGGAAUGAGAGCUAAUGUCUAUGUCACACAUUUGCAUGCUGAGUACUGUAGGGCAGAAGACACCUACCUUCCCCAUAGAACAGUACAGGCUUGGGAGCUUAUCAACUUUAUCCGUCACACCUCUGCUGAUGCUGACCUGGUGAUUUUGGGGGGAGACCUGAACAUGCACCCCCAGGACCUGGGCACCCGUCUUCUCAGGGCUCACACUGGACUCAGGGACAGCUACGCUGAGACAGACACCUUUGAUGGUUGUGAAGAUGGCAUUACACUUAUCGCUGAUAACCCCUUCACAAAAAAGAAAGAUCUGCUUCCUUUUGAGAAAGGGAUCCGAAUCGACUACAUUCUAAUAAAGGGCUCUAAUAGUGUGUGUGUAAAAUGUGAGUCCAUGUCUACCACCAAGGGCGCUGUCCCAGACAAGCCUUUCCCCUACUCCGAUCAUGAGUCCCUCACCUCCCAGCUCCUCCUCCUCCAGCAGUCUGACAGGAUGGAUGGAGUCGGGGAGAGGCACACUGACACAGGCACCCCUCUGCGUGAGCUGGUGGACGUGGUGAGCGAGGCUCGCUGUGUGGUCAAGGAGGGCUUCCGUCAGACGGAGCGACUGCAGCUGAUGGCUAUGUGCCUGCUGGCCGUGGGCCUGGCCUUCCUGCUGCUCCCCGUCACCACCCUGCCCUGGCUCUACCCCCACAGCCACUGCGUGGUCUCCUACUCCUUCCUGGGUCUGCUGGGGGCACUGGGCCUGGCCAUGGUGCUGAGCGGCGCCCUGCUCUACGUCCUCUUCACCACCCAGCUGAAGGCCCUGCGCGGGACCGAGGCCAGCAUGAAGCUGGCCACCGCCAACCUUCAGGAGAGGGAAGGAGGGUGCCUGGAGGAAGGGGAGGAGGACGAGGGGGGGAGAGUGCCGUCGUCACCGCCGCACACAGCACGUGGAGAGGCCAGAUCCCAGCCGACUCCACUAGGCUAUGAGGACUAAACAAACCCCGGCUCUCUGUUGUUCUCCUAUAGAUCCAAGUGGAAUGGUUUUAAGCCCUGAAAUGGAGAAGCUUUCACCUUAACAUUUGGGUGAUGAAAAUGAAGAGGGACAGAUCGAGGGUGGCUCUAUGCACUCCAGUAACUUCACGGAAUGUAUCCUCUCUCUCAACCCUUGCUUGUGCAAAUAACUCCCUUUGACUCUACAUAGAUCUGUAAUUAACUGAAAGAUGGUGCCUAACACUCUUAUCUCACAAGUGUAUAACUAAACCAGUGUUAAAUUCUUUAGAUAGACUGUAGUGUCAGAUGAAUAGUAAUAACAUUUACAUUGCAACUAUAAUGAGAGUGCUUUUUUAACCAUUACCCAUCAUUUUUGUAGAAAAUAAAAAAUAUGUAUUAAACAAUUCUCAAAAAUAAAACCUGUCAAAUUCA
Messenger RNA from Clupea harengus (Atlantic herring), 2288 nucleotides. It is a transcript of the gene smpd2a, whose product is annotated as sphingomyelin phosphodiesterase 2a. Lineage: Eukaryota; Metazoa; Chordata; Actinopteri; Clupeiformes; Clupeidae. The record is from RefSeq and is a predicted model, not a curated record. Gene Ontology annotation, molecular function: sphingomyelin phosphodiesterase activity.